CAUGAACGGGACCGCCCUCGAGAACGCGCCGUUCGAGGCCGUCUUCCGCGACAUGGAGUCGUCGCACCGGUUCCAGCGUCACCUGCCCGUCCAGGUCCAGUCGUGCUGGAACGGCAUCUCGGUCCUCGACCCGGCCCCGUUCUACGCCCACCCUCACGUCAAGUUCCGCAUGGCCAAGCUCAGCGCCGGCGAGUGCUCGGCGUCCGAGUGUAGUCUUAUCUGCCCAACAUGACGUUCGACCCUGUCGUUGUUCGCCACGACCGCUCCUUUACCGACCUCUGAGCGACAUGUGCGGCGGACGGUGCAGGAGGAGGCGAGCAGAGGGCGAUCGAGACGAGGAGGAGGUUCGAGCGCGAGGACGAGGGCGGCGCAGCAGUUUUCCAUCACACGCAUCAAGACGACUCUCUUCCUCACCUACAUCCUCUUGGUAUCCCCCUCGUCGACCUCUCGACUUGCCCCUGUCCCUGGCGCCGUCGUCGUCGCCCUCGAGUCGACCUCCUCGCGCACCCCUCUUCAUGCGACCUUUUGGUUCCUUUCCAUCCUUGCUUGUACAGUAGUCGUGCGCCGCGGCGUUGUGCAUUAUACCCCUCGUUCUGCCUCUCU
Rhodotorula graminis WP1 is the source of this 603-nucleotide messenger RNA. RefSeq lists its product as uncharacterized. Bases 288 to 557 code for a protein of 89 amino acids. NCBI's taxonomy places the organism in Eukaryota, Fungi, Basidiomycota, Microbotryomycetes, Sporidiobolales, Sporidiobolaceae. The record is from RefSeq and is a predicted model, not a curated record. The transcript is spliced from 2 exons.